AGUUGUCUUUCUUGAAAAGGUCACCGCUGACAAAAUGGCGGAGGUACAGAAUGUCGAUCCUGUCAUGGAAAAGCCAUGGCAGAGAGCGAAACGUUUUCAAAAGUAUGAUUUCUUCAGGAAGUCAGCGUUUCCUCCCAUGCAGAUCGAGCCUUUUCAAGAUGAACGAGCCAGACUUGCUGGGGAAGGCAUGACACCCGAGCAGAGAGCUUUGAGAAAACAAUGGGUGAAGGAUCAAAUUCUGCAUCAUGAGCCUCGGAGUGUACCCCAGCUUCAGCCUUACAAUAUCUUUCGAAGAAUUUACAGAUUCCCAGCCGAUGUUCUCAUUUACGGUCCAGCACAGAAAUUUGUGUCCAAAACUGCUGCCUCAGUUCUACGGUACACUGUGCCAAAGAUGCUGAUGACAUUUGGGGGAGCCUAUUUACUAUGGUAUCAUCUCAAGUAUAACCAAAAUGACUGGACAAGAUCUGGAGGAUGGGUCGUCUAUUUUGGAAAACCUACCCUUGUUGGAGAGGGUUCACAAAAGCAGUUUGUCGAGAAGCAGGCCACAGAUUACUUUGACAGAGGAUUCAAGUCUAGGAAAGCCCUCAUGUACCAAGACCCAGAGCCUUAGCCAGUGAAGGAACCUACUCCCAAACCGCCAUCAGCACCACGCUCCCAGUCAUGGUUUUUCUGAUGCUAUUGCAAUUAUCAGUUGAGCAGUUGAAGUUCACGGUUUACUUUCUUCACCUGUUAAGUGAUGGUAAUGUCUGGUGUUUUAUGAAGAAAAUAGAAAAUAACUGAUUGUGCUGGUUCUUCUAAUCUAUAACUUAUUAGCUUGUGAACUGGUUGUGUUUUGAAAAUCCAUUCAAAAGUCUAUGCAGUGUAGAAGAGUUCAAUUUGAUUCUUAUAAAGACAAGUGAUGGUCAUCAUAUUUUUGCCUUAUGAAGGAGUCUGAUAAAAAUAUUGCUUGAGUAACACUUAGACCCUAGAACUGACAUCAUACGACUUGGCAGGGGAGAGAGGAAUAAUCUAAAGAGAUUUUAUGCUCUUAGGAUAUGAAAUUUAAUGUUAUGUGCUAAUACUGAAUGUAGAUAUUAUCCGUUUAGACGGAUAGGUAAGAAAUUGAGUGAUACCAUUGUGUACAGAGUGUAUGUGCGUCUGUGCUCCUUCAUAUUUCCCUUUGUUGCAGAUUGCAAACUUAGGAAAAAUAAAGGUCAAAUCUUAUUAUU
Molecule: messenger RNA, 1208 nt
Organism: Aplysia californica (California sea hare)
Lineage: Eukaryota; Metazoa; Mollusca; Gastropoda; Aplysiida; Aplysiidae
Exons: 4
Coding region: 35-610 (191 amino acids)
Biological process (GO): mitochondrial electron transport, NADH to ubiquinone
Source: RefSeq, a predicted model, not a curated record